Messenger RNA from Papaver somniferum (opium poppy), 1033 nucleotides. RefSeq names its product delta and Notch-like epidermal growth factor-related receptor. The transcript has 6 exons. The coding region runs from base 101 to 760 and encodes 219 amino acids. The record is from RefSeq and is a predicted model, not a curated record. NCBI's taxonomy places the organism in Eukaryota, Viridiplantae, Streptophyta, Magnoliopsida, Ranunculales, Papaveraceae.
CUCCAACUGAAUUAGCACAAGCCAUAUUCCUUUCCAUCUUUUAUCAGACCUCUACUCUCUUCUUCUUCUGUUGCAUCAUCUUCUAAUUAAUUACUCUAACAUGGCUGGUUUAGCUAAUUUUAUGGCGAUUCUCGGAGUUGUUUUGCUACUUCAAGUUAAUAUUCAAUCUGCAACGGCUUUAGAUCGUGACGAUCUUGCUCCUGCUCUAGCACCCUUCUUGGAUGAACUGUGCAAGGAAGUAGUAUGUGGGAAGGGAACAUGUAAAGCAUCUCUAGAUUACAAGUUCAAUUAUGAAUGCGAGUGCGAAGAUGGAUGGAAGCGUUCACGUGCUGAUAACGAAGAAGACCUUAAGUUCCUCCCUUGUGUCAUCCCCAAUUGUACCCUUGACUACUCUUGCACUGCUUCCCCUCCUCCAGUUGCUCCCAUCAAUGAAGCUCCAAGGAACGAAUCUGUCUUUGACCCUUGUUAUUACGCGUACUGUGGCGAAGGAACUUGUGUUAAAUCAAUGAAGUAUGGGCAUAGAUGUGAAUGCAACCCAGGUUUCAACAAUCUUCUUAACAUCACUGCUUUCCCCUGUUACAAUGAAUGUGUCAUUGGAAACGAUUGUGCAAGCCUAGGAAUUACCUCAUCCAAGGACACAUCUUCAUCAACUGGCUCUAAAAGUGGUGACAAUUCAAACGAUGCAAGCUCAAGUCGAUCGGGGAGCUUAGUCUGGUUGACAGCAUUGAUAAUGUUCGUUGCCAUGAUUCCACGAGCAUAGAGUGACGCUUAUGGGCACACUUGAGAUACCGAGAUUGCAGAUGGUAUAGGCUUAAUUCACGAUAUUUCAGAUAUAUGUAUAUUUGUUAUUACUAUCCAUAGUUAGUCUCUGAAUAAACCGACUUUUCCAGUCGAUGAUAGUUGCAUUUGUUAUGUCCGUAUGUAAAUUUACAGAGAUUGUUGAAGUAACUUAUAUACUGUUAUUAGCAGUUAUAUUUUAUAAUUGGAGGCAUUUUUGUUGUCAGUUUGACUGUCAAAUAGAAAACCUUCAAUA